AUGUCUGCCGAUUUCUGGGCCGGCUACAUCAGCGGUGCCGUCGGCAUCAUCAUCGGCAACCCACUCGACCUCCUCAAAGUCCGCCUACAAGCCCCGCCGAGCGCUCCUCCUCCCGGUCAAAUCCCCGCCGCCGCAGCGACCUCAUACCUCCGUCACUUUGAGAAUCCCGCCUCCCUGGUCACCGGUUCCGCCGCUCCCAUUCUCGGCUAUGGCGCUCUCAAUGCCCUCCUCUUCGUCUCCUACAACCGUACCGAGGCUGCCCUCAACUCUGCCCUCGACGUCAAGUCCAGUCUCUGGACCACAUGGAUUGCAGGAGCCGUCGGUGGCCUGGCUACCUGGGCUGUCAGCACGCCCACCGAGCUGAUCAAGUGCCGCGCACAACUCUCUUCCCCGCCAGCUUCCAGCUGGGCCAUCACCAAGGACGUAUGGCGUGCCGAGGGCAUUAGGGGUCUAUACUUCGGCGGUGUUGUCACCGCGUUACGGGACAGUAUCGGUUAUGGCUUCUACUUUUGGUCGUACGAGCUCAGCACGCGCUGGAUGGGCGUAGGUACUGCCAGCGCCAAUGGCGAAACAGACUUGCGCGAGGAGGCCGCCAAGGUUCUCCUCUGCGGUGGCCUUGCGGGCAUCGUGACGUGGGCAAGCAUCUUUCCACUCGACGUCAUCAAAACGCGCGUGCAAACCCAAGCAUUCGAGAAACCCGCGGAAGCCUCUCCGCUUCUAGAGGCUCAGAGGACAGAACCCACGAAGCGCGCCGGAGCCAUGCAGAUCGCCCGGGAAGCGUACCGCGAAGGCGGCAUGAAAGUCUUCUUCCGAGGCUUAACAAUCUGCAGCGUCAGGGCCUUCGUCGUCAACGCAGUCCAAUGGGCUGUGUAUGAAUGGGCCAUGUAUGAGAUGGGUGAGGGUCGAAGACGGCCUGCUGCUACCCUUGACGUCGGACAGCCUAUGUGA
Messenger RNA from Colletotrichum karsti, 948 nucleotides. Its product is annotated as mitochondrial carrier protein. The transcript has a single exon. NCBI's taxonomy places the organism in Eukaryota, Fungi, Ascomycota, Sordariomycetes, Glomerellales, Glomerellaceae. Gene Ontology annotation, biological process: transport. The coding region runs from base 1 to 948 and encodes 315 amino acids. The record is from RefSeq and is a predicted model, not a curated record. Gene Ontology annotation, molecular function: transmembrane transporter activity.